CUGUCAUCAUUACUUCACUGUCAAAGUUCGCGUUUUCUCGUUUCCUGCUUUCUUUCCCAACGUCAAGAUGGCUGAUCAGAACGAGCGUGCGUUCCAGAAGCAAAUCGGUGUUAACCUGAACCGUAAACAGGUUAACAAAAAGAAGGGUUUCCGUUUGCAUCGCAGCAUUGGUCUCGGAUUUAAAACUCCAAAAGAGGCUAUCGCUGGAACCUACAUUGACAAGAAAUGCCCCUUCACCGGUCACAUCUCGAUCCGCGGCCGUAUUCUAACCGGAGUGGUGCGCAAGAUGAAAAUGCAGCGAACGAUCGUGAUCCGGCGUGACUAUCUGCACUUUAUCCGGAAGUAUGAUCGGUUCGAGAAACGCCACCGAAAUCUUAGCGUGCAUCUGUCGCCGUGCUUUAGGGACGUUGAGGCCGGAGACAUUGUAACCGUUGGCGAGUGUAGGCCGUUGUCGAAGACCGUGCGCUUCAAUGUGCUAAAGGUGAGCAAACUGGCUGGUGCCAAGAAGAAGUUCAAUAAGUUCUAAAGGCUUAGAAUAAAAUGUGUAAAUGAGGUGAAAGGGGGAAACAAGUUUCCAUGGAAAAUACAUUAAAAUCUGGAAAGCGGUAAA
This is a messenger RNA of Topomyia yanbarensis, 610 nucleotides long. RefSeq names its product small ribosomal subunit protein uS17. NCBI's taxonomy places the organism in Eukaryota, Metazoa, Arthropoda, Insecta, Diptera, Culicidae. Gene Ontology annotation, molecular function: structural constituent of ribosome. Gene Ontology annotation, biological process: translation. Bases 68 to 526 code for a protein of 152 amino acids. The record is from RefSeq and is a predicted model, not a curated record. The transcript is spliced from 4 exons. Gene Ontology annotation, cellular component: cytosolic small ribosomal subunit; ribosome.